Chlamydomonas reinhardtii is the source of this 2153-nucleotide messenger RNA. RefSeq lists its product as uncharacterized. Lineage: Eukaryota; Viridiplantae; Chlorophyta; Chlorophyceae; Chlamydomonadales; Chlamydomonadaceae. The transcript has 7 exons. The coding region runs from base 124 to 1521 and encodes 465 amino acids. The record is from RefSeq and is a predicted model, not a curated record.
GAACGAGUGCUCAGCUCGGCGGGGACUUCCGUUUCCGGUCGUUCCGUUUUGCAGGCAGUCAGAUUUGCACGCCCAAUACAUGUAGUGAAUCAUAAAAGAAAUAAACGACAUGAAGAAGUAAACAUGAGCCAUGUAGAGCGGAACGUCGCCGUGCACGCGCAAGGUGGUGACGGCGAGCCAGCCGCACCGCCCCCGGCCGAGGGCAGGAUCAUUGCAGCAUUAGUGUCCGCAGGUCUCAGCGGGACCUGCGCUGUCCUCGGAGCUGCAGCGGCGAAAAUCGAUUUGGGGUCGAUGUGGCGCUGGGGCGCUACCGACGACUUUGCCCUGGCUCUGGGUCUCGCCAGCGGCGUGGUGGCGCUGGAGGCUGCGCUGUUCGGGCCGCGCUGGGACCUGCUGCUGGCGGGCGCGGGCCGGCCGGGUGCGCGGCCGGGCGCAGUGGGGCUGCAGCUCAAGACGGGCGGCGUGGGCUCGCUGCUGAGCGCCGACAGCCUGGUGGCGGCGCUGGUGCUGGAGCAGGCGUGCUGGGUGGCAGCGCAGGUUGUGCGCGGGCGCGGCGGCGCGCCGCCCGGCCCUGACGGGCGUGUCCCUCCAGAGCCUGCUGCGGCCGCGGUGACGGACGUGGGUCUGGUGCUGGUGCGGGAGGCUGCCAAGGAGCUGCUGCAGCGGGGCCUGGUGUUUACGUUCCUGGCCACCUGGCUCACCGACCGCGCCUUCGAGGCCGGCGCCGACGACCUCAUUGGACUGGCCUCGGGGCCGCUGGCAUCGGCACUCCUCAGCCUGGGCGGCGCCAGCCCCGCACUGGGCGCGGCCGCCGCCGCCGGCUCGGUGGCUGAGGUGUACCUGCCCGACGCGGUGCGCUGGGCCACUGCGGCCCUGGUGACUGCCAGCCUGGUGCCGCCGGUGCUGAACGAGGCAGAGGCACUGCGGCUGGGCGUGGCCAGCAACCUGGCGCUGGUGGAGGUGUCGCAGCUAGAGGCGGCGGAUGAGCGCAUGCAGGCGGAGCAGGUGCGGCGGAAGGCCGCGGCGGCAGCCGCCAACGCGGCGGUCGCCGAGAUUGCCGCCGCGUCCUCGCCGGCAGGCGCCGCGUCUGACGCGCCCGGGAGCGGCGUUGCUGACAGUGAGGACGGGUCUGGCUCAGAGGAGGGCGGCGGCGGCGGCAAGUUGGACGAGGGCGAUGACGACGAGGAGCUGGAGGGCAUGCUGCGCGAGUACCGCCUGGUGGAGGCGCUGGGCAGGUCCACGGCCACCGGGCCACCGCGGCUGACGUACGCGCUGACGCUACUGCGCGGCCUGCUGCGCUUUGGCUCCGUUAACCUGGCAUUCGCCCUGACCGGCAACCUGGCCGCCACGCUGGCCGCCUCCGCGCUGCCCAACCUGCUGCUGCUGGCCUACGUGCGGGCAGGGCCCAAGGUGCUGCUGGAGCGGCCGCCGCCGCCCACGGGCAAGGCCGCCACCAAGCGGAGAGCCGCCAGCGCCGCCACGGCACGGGGGGCGGCGCCACGUGACAAGGACGAGCCGUGAGGGGCAGGGCCACAGAAGAGAUGACGGGGCAGGUGCUCAUUGGGGUGCAGGGAAACGCGGUGUUUGCUGCGUCGAUGGGGAUAAAGCGCUAGUGUGCAGGCCUCCUGAUAGUGUGCUCAAAGGUCAGGCUGAAGGGCGGCGGGCUUGCGGGGUCAGGAGGCGUGCUGUGCCGGAGACCGGAGUCCGAGGCAAGAACGCGCACGUGCGGUGCUGCAUGCGAACGAAUGACGAGUGUGGUGGGAACGAAUGCGUACGUAGACCAGAGCGGACGGCGGAGUGGGCUUGCAGGUGGCACGAGAGUAGGCAGUCAGUAGCGCAAGUUGCGAAUUCACAUGUUACCUCGUAACGAAUGCAGUCUGUUUAAGCCCUAGCGGUUCCGCACUACUAGUCUCCGCUUUUCCGACAUUAUUUCGUGACUCGGGCUGCACAGUGCCUGCCGACUCCUCUCUGGGCUCCCUGGGUUGCUGGGCUGCCUUGCGACGACAAUGCUCCGCACUACCGUGUAAUGUCGUUCGCCGGGAAAAGCUGCAAGUACUACGUGCCCGCCUAUGGAACCCCGGGGAACGCUGAACAGCUCAACGGCACGUCAGGAAAGCAGCUGGUUAUUGACGCUGCUGUAAGAACUUGUUAUC